This is a messenger RNA of Diachasma alloeum, 786 nucleotides long. RefSeq names its product phospholipase A2. The record is from RefSeq and is a predicted model, not a curated record. NCBI's taxonomy places the organism in Eukaryota, Metazoa, Arthropoda, Insecta, Hymenoptera, Braconidae. Bases 41 to 724 code for a protein of 227 amino acids. The transcript is spliced from 4 exons. Gene Ontology annotation, biological process: phospholipid metabolic process; arachidonate secretion.
UUUUUCAGUGACUUAGUACUUGAUAAGAAUCCUUCGGAGUAUGUUAGGUUCGACGCGGAAAAAUGCGCUAUUGUUCGUUGCUAUUCUUCUGCUGCUAGAGCAUGAUGGAGUAAGAGGUGAGGAUCAGUGCGAUCCGGACACCACUGGAGGAAAGGAAGUGGAGACCUAUCGGAGUGGUCUCGAGCGACUCAUCCAGGGCUUGGGAGGGAUUUUCAAAGAUGUCUCGGGUGGUGAUGAGGACGGCAGCUCCGACCCCUUAGUCGACACGUUCAGCUCGGUUCUGGAUAGAUUUAAAAUACAGGUUCACGCCAUUUUUCCAGGGACCCUUUGGUGCGGAGCUGGUGACAUCGCACCCAACUCCAGUUUCUUAGGCCCUUUUGAUCACACUGACGCCUGCUGUAGGAGUCACGACGAGUGUCCAACUGAGAUCCCCAGUAGCGGGAGAUACGGACCACUGAGGAAUAAUGGAAUAUUCACCAGAUCUGCCUGUGGCUGUGACCAUGUUUUUUUUCAGUGUCUGAAAAGAGCUAAUAGUAUAGUAUCCAGCAGUAUUGGGAACACAUACUUCAACAUACUCAGGCCACAAUGCUUCACCUGCGAUUAUCCGAUCGUUAGUUGUGCCCGGAGGGACCGAAAACAAAUAUUCGAGAAGAAAUGCUUGGCAUACAAUCUCGACACGACUCAGCCGAAGCGUCUCCAAUGGUUCGACAAUCCAAAUUACUAGAAGACCUCGAAAAAUCUUUAUUAAUAGUAUAAAUUGGUGCAAUAAAUUUACAUGAAAAACCA